Parnassius mnemosyne (clouded apollo) is the source of this 1893-nucleotide messenger RNA. NCBI's taxonomy places the organism in Eukaryota, Metazoa, Arthropoda, Insecta, Lepidoptera, Papilionidae. The record is from the annotation of a GenBank genome assembly.
AUGUCAAGAAUUCCUAAAUUACCUACCGCUACAAAAGAAAAUAGGCCUGGUCCUUUAAAUAGUAGACCUUUUUCUAGGACAUUAGCUAAUGGACUUAGUGAUGCUGACAAAAAGAGUCUUCUUUUAAAUCACACAAGGCCCCUGCGAAGUGGGGCAGUCACAACAGUACCCGCACCACGUUUAAAAAGAGCUGCCACAGCUCCUUCAGCCACAAUAGUGCCUGAAAAAUCUGCUAAAAUCGAUAAAAAGCCUGGGAGUGUAGCUCCAAAGAUUCCACCUUAUGACUACAAAGCAAGAUUUAAUGACUUACUUGAAAAACAUAAAGCAAUUAAAUCAGAAUUUAAUGAUUUGAAAGACAGACAUGUUGAAAUAUCUGAUGACUAUGAAAAAAUCAAAGAAACGGUCCAGACUAGUGCUACCGAGAAAGACAUUUUAAAGGAAAAAUUACUAAAUGUUCAUAAAGAUUUGAAAGAGAAGACUUCAGAACUUCAAAGUCUGAAAAUAGAUUUUGAAUUAACAAAGCAUGAAAAUGAAGAACUUCAACGUAAAACCAAAGUAUUAGACGAGGUUACGAGUAGCCUGAAGCAAAAGUCAUUGGAUUUGGACAAGAUCCAGUCUGAGUUUGAUGAUUUGUCUAGGCGUCAUAAAAGCCUGCAAGAAGAGGCAGAAGCCCUAAGGGUGCUUUCAGAACAUUUGAAAAAAGUGUCAAUUGAAUAUGAUAAACUACGGCUUGACUACAAAGAAGCACAAGAAGGUAUAACUAAAUAUAAAAGUGAGUAUGAGGCAUUACAAAAUAUAUUGGCUGGUAUGUAUAAAGACCAAAGGGACUUGAGGAAUACAGUUCAGGAUUUGAAAGGGAAUAUACGAGUUUACUGUAGGGUUAGGCCUCCGCUUGAGUCAGAGGCAUCAAAGCCUUUGUUCAACUUAAACGUGUUAGAUGCGUGUUCCAUAGAGGUUGAAAAGAUUGAAUUGUUGAGUUCUGCCAGAAAAGGCAAAUCACAACAUUCUUUCACAUUUGAUGGCAUUUUUACACCACAUUCUUCACAAGAAGAUGUUUUUGCCGAAGUGUCAUCUAUGGUACAGUCAGCUUUAGAUGGGUAUAAUGUUUGUAUCUUUGCAUAUGGUCAAACAGGUUCUGGUAAAACAUAUACAAUGGAAGGAGGUUGUGGUAAAGAGAAUUAUGGUAUUGUACCACGUUCAAUUGACAUGAUAUUUAACUGUAUGGAAGACUUGAAAAGAAUGGGCUGGGAAUUAACUAUAAAAGCAACAUUUUUAGAAAUUUACAAUGAAGUCAUAUAUGAUUUGCUGGACUCAAACAAAGAUCAAGAAAGUCAUGAUAUAAAAAUGGUGAAUUCAAAAGGAAAUGAUGUUUAUGUGUCAAAUUUAAGAGAAGAAGAAGUGAAAAGCUCUCAUGACUUCAUCAGGUUAUUGAUAUUUGCCCAACGUAAUAGACAAACUGCCGCAACAUUAAACAAUGAACGAAGCUCCAGGUCUCAUUCUGUGGCACAAAUUAAGAUAGCAGCAAUUAACGAGAAGCGCAAGGAAAAGUUCACCAGUAAUUUAAACUUGGUGGAUUUAGCAGGAUCAGAGAGUGGUAAAACAACACAAAGAAUGGAUGAAACUAAACAUAUUAAUAGAUCUUUAUCUGAACUCUCCAAAGUUAUCCUUUCACUGCAGACAAAUCAAUCUCACAUACCAUAUAGAAAUUCUAAAUUAACCCACCUGUUGAUGCCUAGUCUUGGCGGCAAUUCUAAAACUCUUAUGUUGGUCAAUAUCAACCAAUUUGAUGAGUGUUUCAAUGAGACUUUAAACUCUUUAAGAUUUGCCACUAAAGUAAACAGUUGUCGUACGACAAAAGCUAAGAAAAAUCUUACUAUGGUAGAUACAUUCUAG